Messenger RNA from Cladocopium goreaui, 513 nucleotides. Lineage: Eukaryota; Dinophyceae; Suessiales; Symbiodiniaceae. The record is from the annotation of a GenBank genome assembly.
AGGUGCUCACAUCUGGACUUCUGGGUGGUUGCGCGUACCCCGUCCUCAGUCUCGAUGUUGUUAACGGUCAUGCACUGGUGGCGCUGGAAAAUCCAUGGCCUCAAGGCAAGUGGAAUGGCAGCUGGGGACCAGACAGCUUGGAGGUCCUUCGGUGUGGCCUGAAGCAGCAGCCUGGUAACACGUUUUGGAUGAGCAUUCAGGACUUUUGCCAGCACUUCACGGACGUGACAGAGGCUCGACUGAUUCCAUCUUCGUGGCAGUCAGCCAUGGUAUCUAUGUCGGAGGAGAGACCUAGCUACCCAUUGGUCUCCGUGUCUUCGCCGACCCAGGCAAUUUUUUGCCUUACCCAAGCUGAUUCGCGACUGAGAACAAACAGGAACUUUGCUGCUAUUGGGCUUCGAGUGUACCGAUGUCGCAUCGUGGCUCCUCCCCAGCACUCAACAGGUGCAAAGCAGAACGUCUCCAACCCGUUCAAACCUUUGGAACUCCUGGCAGAAAAGCUUGCAAGCAAGG